AUGAACGCAUCUCGCGAUAGCGACGACAGUAACGGCGAGGAAGAGAUGCUUCAACGCGAGGCACGCGAAGGACAGGAGGUGGGAGAUACUGCGACGACAGGAGCAGACGCGGCCGCAGCCAAGGACCAGGCCGAGGAGACGCACAGCAAGAUCACCGAAGACACCGAGGCUGGUACCAAGACCAACAAGCCCGUCAAGCGCAAGGCUAAAAAGGUGGUCAAGAAGCCGAAGAAGGGCAAGAAGGCCGAGGAUAGCGAUGGGGAUGCCGUCUCGGGUGUAAUGUCUCUGCUGCUUGAGACUCCGUCUAAGUCUGGCAAGCGAAAGUUGGACUCUGGAGAUGAGCAAACUGAUGGUGAGGAAUUCGGCUCCGCGAAGAAAAAGUCAAAGAAAGCCGUGGCCACGCCCAAGAAACACAACACGAGAGGUGUUGCGCGCAAGGUCAAAAGCACGCCAAAGAAGGCUUCUUACGAUCCGGCCGACGAUCUUCACUGA
Molecule: messenger RNA, 492 nt
Organism: Drepanopeziza brunnea f. sp. 'multigermtubi' MB_m1
Lineage: Eukaryota; Fungi; Ascomycota; Leotiomycetes; Helotiales; Drepanopezizaceae
Source: RefSeq, a predicted model, not a curated record